AGAGGAAGUUCGCGUGGAACGGAGGCGUAACAUCACUCACUGAAUGACUGCAUGCUGUGGGGAUGGAGAGGAAGUAAUUUGCGCUCAAGACAACAGAACAAAUACUUUAUGAUAUCUGUAUUUACUUUAUUGAUAAAUACAUCCGAAACACCUUGGUUCAAGGGUUUCUCUUGCUGUCAUAAACUGUGAGCUCGACGGCCAUUUAAAUGGAACGGAGCGAGUCGUGUCUCUGAGUUCAGUCCAUCAGGAUAACCUAUCAGGACGCAAGGAAACGCACGGGCAACAAAGUGUAACAUCGGUAGUACUCCAGAGUUCUAAAGGCGCCAGAACCUAUCGUCUGGGGAUCAGCGCACCAGAGGGGGGACCCGGAAAGACGCAGAACGCCACAGAACACCUCGGAACCCCGUGUUAGUGUGUGGAACCCCUUGGCCUGGCCCUGUGUCCUGGAGGAGGCAGCUGUGGGACAGACUGGCUCGUCACGUGGCACUGCUCUGCCUGACCCCCUACCCAGGCCUCACCCCUCAGAGGGCCCACUCAGUCUGCCUGGUGGGGAGAGGAGCAGGCCAUCAACCUCAGUGGGAAGGAGGAGCAGUGCUCAGAGUUUUCUUAAGCUGUGUUUUUUCAGGAUACCUGGACAGUGGAUGUGAUUUAGACUAUGAGUUUUGCAGUGAGACUGGAGUGAGAAUGUAGAAGAUCACCUUGUUUUACCUCUGAAGAACCACAGGACAUAUGAUCUGAAGUGACCUGCAGGCUGGAAAACAACUGAUAACACCUGGCCUUUGGACUAGAGAAGGGCCUCUGAGACAGUGCUGUUGUUGUGUGGACACUAGACAGCUAGUCCUCUUAACAGAAUCAGGGCUGUUCUGUCACACUGAUAUAGGAGGACUACAACUCAACAGAAGACAACACAUUCAACCAAACUCCUCUGGAGACUGGAGCCCUAUCUUUCUCUUGAAUGUUCUCCCCUGUCUCCUCAGUGGCAGCCAGUGCUAUUUGAUUUAACGUAUCCAGUUAACGAGUCCAGUUGGCUCCUCAUUUCACGCACCUUGGUAGUUCCAAGUCAACUAGUUCCUCAUCACCAUGGUGAUGUCCCAGGGCACAUACACCUUCCUGGCCUGCUUCGCUGGGUUCUGGUUGGUGUGGGCUCUCAUUGUUAUGCUGUGCUGCUUCUGUAGCUUUGUCCAGCGGCGUCUGAAGAGGAGGAGGGAGGAGAGGCUGAGGGAGCAGUGUCUAAGGGCCCUGGAGAUGGAGUCACUGGAGUGCCUGGGCACGGCGGGGUUGGCUGGGUACCCCCCCCCCAGAGAGCCCCUCCAGUUCUGCCUCCCGCUGACCCUCUCCCCACCGCUGCACGUUCCCCGAUCCCUCCCCCAGGGCAGCUGGGCCUCCCCACAAGAGACGGACGUGUUUGGGAAGCCCCCCUGCUACGAGGAGGCUGUUCUGAUGGAGGACCCCCCUCCCCCUUACUGUGAGGUGCUGGCUGACAGCCGGGGGGGUACCUACACCAAGCCCACCUCCAGGAUGGAGCAGCAGGAGCCUGAGACCUCCAAGACUCCCCCUGUCACGGUGUUCUCUGAGCGGGGCUACUCCUCCUUGAUCCGCCUGCCCACCGCCCGACGCUGGGACUCCCUGGGUCACCUGUUCUCCACAAUGGACCUCAACCACAACACUCUCCCCACGGAGCCCAUCUCUCUGCAGGCCCAGGCCACCGCCACCAUGCCCCGCGAGGGCCGGACUCACACACACCCAGAGCUGGGGCUGAGAAGUAUCCAUGGGCUCCAGGGGCUCAGGGGGCUAGAGCAGAGCUGUGGCUUGCCCACAGCCUUCCCUCUGCUGGGUCGCAGCACGGCCGUGUAGGCCAGAAUAACCCUCCUGGAGGUUGGGGUGAGGCUGGAGCUAAGGACACUGGGUUGAGGUGGACAGGCGUUGGGUUGGGUUUGAGGAGUUGCAUCUGGGUUGUAGAGUUGGACUGAUGAUGAAGGGGGUAGAGGAGAAACAUACUCCCAGCAGCCAGAGGUGUUGCCAGAGUGAGAUGAGUACACCCUUUCUAAAGAUGGUCUCGCUUCCCAGCCUUCCUCUCAUCCUCCCUCCAUUAUGUCUCUUUCUCUCCCUCCAUCUCUUUCUCUCUAUCUCUUUAGUUGUGUUGAUCUCUCUAUUCUCUGCAGUGAUGCAGAGCAGCUAUUAUAUGAAUCUGCUGUUGCCAUGGCUCCCUGGAACUGUCUGUUGCCCAUGAUGCCUCUGCCCCCUAGCGACCUCUCCUCCUCUCAUCGCAGAAUUUCUAAAGACAUUUUCAUAGCCUUUCUUUGUAAAACUGCAGGUUGAAAGAGGGGAAAUCUUCAAUGACCUGCAGUAGCUCUGUGUUGCUGUUUCUCCUGUUGUAUAGUAUGUACAGUGAAGGACCAAGAAAGACAUGUUUGGACAUUCAGCCCGAGUAACUAUCACCAUGCUCGGAGCAUUGCAAUGUGCAAUGGAAACUCUGUUUUGUAUUGAAAAAGCUCUUCUUCAGCAUUACUGUCAUAUCUUCAAGAUGUUCUGAAGGGGACUAUGAAUAUCAAUUUGAUAACCCCCAGCUGGGGAUUGUUGCUCCUCAGUGUACAGCGACUGCGUGUGUGCAUGUGCGUGAGCAUGCGUGUGUGUGUGUGUGUGUGUGUGUGAGCAAGUGUAUGGUUGCAUAUGUGGUCUAGCUCCUAAAUCAUUAGUCCAAUCAAGUACAAAGGAAGACAGCAGUCUUUUCUAAGCAUGAAUAAGUUCUCACUAUCUGAAGAAUUGAAACCCUUGUAUAAAUAAUUAAUAAUGUUAAUCAUAAGAUUUCCCCGCUCUCGCUCGCUCUCUUUCUACCUUCUCUCUCUGGGUUGUAAAUUACUUCCUAAUGGUCACUAUCUGUCCAUGAGGGAAGAGUUUAAUCAAGAUUGUGAUUGUGAAUCCAUUUCUCUCUUUCUCUCCCUCCCUCAUUAUCCCUCUCUCCAUCUCAAGCUACUCAUCAGGCUAGAUGUGACAGACGCUCUCCUUCACAUUGCCAUGGGGGUGCUACAGUACAUACAGCAGACACCAUCACAGCAAAUGUUAUCUGUCAUGGUAGUGUAACCGGUGUGAAAUGGCUAGCUAG
This is a messenger RNA of Coregonus clupeaformis (lake whitefish), 3103 nucleotides long. RefSeq names its product proline-rich protein 7-like. The transcript has 3 exons. Lineage: Eukaryota; Metazoa; Chordata; Actinopteri; Salmoniformes; Salmonidae. The coding region runs from base 1081 to 1854 and encodes 257 amino acids. The record is from RefSeq and is a predicted model, not a curated record.